CGUAUGCAUUCUACGAAAAAAGGAAGGCGAGGCCUAAAUUUCUCCUUGGAGGAAAACAAUGGCGACGGCUUUCUUCUACACGAGCUCCAGCUCCAGCAUCCACCGCCUCUGCCAUCGGUCGAUCUCAUCUCCGCCGUGCGUCUCGACGUCGCCGCCGUUUCCUCCGUCGCGUUUGCACCGUCGAAGCUUCCUCCUCCUCGCCGCACCCAGCACCGGCCGUCGUCUCGCCGUCGCCCCCGGCCCUCCCUCUCCGCCUGGUCCCGAACCUCCGCCUCCGCGGAACACGAAUGAGCUCGCGGGUUUCGUUAGAUCGAUCUCCCGGAUUCAAGACCGAGUUAGGAUAUUCUUUGCGGUGCUAUUCUGGAUGUCACUCUUCUUUUGGGCUUCCGCAUCUGACGGGAAGGGUAAGGGAAAGAGUAAGAAGGGUUCGCAUUUCAAAUAGACUCGCCCGAAUCUUGUGAGGGUUUCGGUGAUUGGUCAACAACAACACUCUUAUCUACAAUGUGUAUAUGUGCAAAAAAAGGGAGUAGCUUCAGAAAAUUCGCCCCACGUAAGCAUCUUUCUUGUAGAUUCUUUAUCAAAAUUUUGUGUUGUCCAGGUGAAUAUAGGAGCAUCCGCCAUUGAUUCUUUUGCUUGAUCUCCAUUGGAGCUUCAUAAAUUACUCUCCUUGUCGUAAAGUCGAAAACUUUCGCCCUGUAAUAUUCGCCGAAAUCACUAUGAUGGUACAAUAUUUGAAACAGAUAUGUAUAUGUUGGUCCAA
Tarenaya hassleriana is the source of this 760-nucleotide messenger RNA. RefSeq lists its product as uncharacterized. The record is from RefSeq and is a predicted model, not a curated record. Bases 59 to 442 code for a protein of 127 amino acids. Lineage: Eukaryota; Viridiplantae; Streptophyta; Magnoliopsida; Brassicales; Cleomaceae. The transcript has 3 exons.